This is a messenger RNA of Cetraspora pellucida, 909 nucleotides long. NCBI's taxonomy places the organism in Eukaryota, Fungi, Glomeromycota, Glomeromycetes, Diversisporales, Gigasporaceae. The record is from the annotation of a GenBank genome assembly.
CCAGCAUUUAGUGCCAGUAAAAGCGAUCAAAAAGAUCAGGAUGGCGAUGUUGAUAUGUUUAUUAAAACGCAAAGAGAUAGCUUUGAAUCAAAAGUAGUAACACCUGGACAAGUAAUCACAGCAGAUACACAAGGUCAUGGCACGUAUCUUAAUGAAGAAGAAUCCCAUAUAUCGUCAGUAGCAGGUGUGGUGGAACGUGUUAACAAAUUGAUUACAGUUAGGCCUUUGCACGCGAGGUAUACUGGAAAUAUUGGGGAUCUAGUAAUUGGACGCAUUACAGAAGUUACUAAUAAACGAUGGAAAGUUGACAUAAAUUCACGACAAGAUGCAGUGCUAUUAUUAUCUGCGAUUAAUCUUCCUGGAGGCGUUCAGAGACGUAAAACUGAAGCCGAUGAACUUCAAAUGAGAAAAUUUUUUGCUGAAGGUGAUCUACUAGCGGCGGAGUUUCAGGGUUCUUUCCAUGACGGCUCGACGUCUUUACACACAAGAAACUUAAAAUAUGGAAAGUUACGUAAUGGAUCACUCAUAGUUGUUCCACCCGCGUUAGUUCAAAGGUGUAAAACACACUUCCAUACAUUAUCAUGUGGUGUUGAUGUGACCUUAGGACUAAAUGGAUAUAUAUGGAUUAGUAAACAUUCAUCAAAGAAUUUGGAUGAAUUGGAUCCUGAAGCCAUUUAUUCAAACGAUAAUGAGCCGGUUGACAAAUCAACUAGAGAAACAAUUGCACGUGUUUGUAAUUGUAUUAAUGCUUUGAGCAGGCAUUUCAUGUGCAUCACUGAUACUAUAAUCACAUAUGCAUAUGAGGCUUCUUUAAAAUAUGCAGUUAAGGAUCUUUUAAAAUUAGAAGCUAUGGAAUUCGUAACGACAGAAGUUAGACACAAGCUUUCUGUUGUUAGAUCCAUUUAUUAA